Molecule: messenger RNA, 1100 nt
Organism: Drosophila subobscura
Lineage: Eukaryota; Metazoa; Arthropoda; Insecta; Diptera; Drosophilidae
Product: nitric oxide synthase-interacting protein homolog
Exons: 3
Coding region: 86-1009 (307 amino acids)
Cellular component (GO): nucleus
Molecular function (GO): ubiquitin protein ligase activity
Source: RefSeq, a predicted model, not a curated record
AGAAAGUUCAGUUAAAUCAUUUUCUUGUGUUGAUAUCAAGUUUUGGCGAGAAAACAACAGAAAACAAACAAAACAAAACAUAAAGAUGACCCGACAUGCUCGCAACUGCACCGCUGGAGCCGUUUACACUUACAAUGAAAAGAAACGCGACGCCGCAGAGUCCGGGUACGGAACGAAUGCCCAGCGCCUGGGCAAAGACUCUGUGAAGUCGUUCGACUGUUGCUCGUUGACGCUGCAGCCGUGCCGCAACCCCGUUAUCACCAAGCAGGGAUACUUGUUCGACAAGGAGGCAAUCCUGCAGUACAUCGUCACCAAGAAGAACGAAUACAGCCGCAAGCUGAAGGAGUUCGAGCGCCUGCGACGGGUCGAGGAGGAGGAGAUCACACAGGAGGCCAACUGCAAGCAGCAGGCGCGCAUGGAGCGAUUCGUCAACUCCGAGAAGCCCACCACAACACCUGCCCACAAGUCCAGCCUAGUCGAGCAACCCCUCCCAUCCACGCCCAGCACUUCGGCAGCAGCCAUUGCCGCCUCAGAGACCGGAUCCAUUUCGAACAUGGCCAACGGGAACCAGAGCAAGCUGCCCGCCUUCUGGCUGCCGUCAGAGUGCCCCAAUGCCGGGGCAGCCAAGGCGAAGAAGCCCGAUCCCACCAUAUACUGCCCAGUGUCCUCACAGCCACUAAAGGUGAAGGACCUGAUUGACGUGAAAUUCACCCCGAUAAAGGAUGGCGACGCAAAGAAAUCGCUAAUUGCCAAGGAGGUGCGCUACAUGUGUCCCAUUACCCACGAUGCGCUCAGCAAUGCAGUGCCCUGCGCCGUCCUGCGGCCAACUGGCGAUGUCGUGACAUUGGAAUGCGUGGAUAAACUGAUCAGGAAGGACAUGAUUCAUCCACUCACCGAUCGCAAGCUCAAGGAAAAGGACAUAAUUCCACUGCAGCGCGGCGGCACUGGCUACUCAACCACCAACGACAAGCUGUCGGCCAAGGAGCAGCGACCCAUGUUGCAGGUCUAAGAUUCAAUUACUCAAAUUCAUUCUGACAACAUCUUUGGGCUCUAAUUAAGUUAUCUUUAAAAUGCACAUUUAAACAUGUUUCCCACUUAGG